Messenger RNA from Saccostrea cuccullata (small rock oyster), 2769 nucleotides. RefSeq lists its product as uncharacterized. The record is from RefSeq and is a predicted model, not a curated record. Gene Ontology annotation, biological process: DNA replication. The transcript is spliced from 2 exons. Gene Ontology annotation, molecular function: nucleotide binding; DNA-directed DNA polymerase activity; DNA binding. The coding region runs from base 1 to 2769 and encodes 922 amino acids. NCBI's taxonomy places the organism in Eukaryota, Metazoa, Mollusca, Bivalvia, Ostreida, Ostreidae.
AUGCGGAAGGGAGAUAGCCAAUCCUUAGACCAGAAACGAGAAGCCAUAGCUCUCAUGGAACAGGCCGGGUGUGAUAUUACUCAAGCGUGUGGAGCCCUAGAGUGGCCCAAAUUACAACAGGUAUUAGCUCCUCAGUAUCGUCUGAAAAUAUUUCAAUUCAAAUCUACUUCCACUAAACUCUGUUUAGAGCGCAUCUUCAAAGGCUGGGGAGAUGGAACUUGUUUGAACAUUUUGUUAGACAACCGUCAUUACGAUGCCAUCAUAUCCAUGCCGGGAGUAACGGGGAACCAAUAUUACUGUGAUCAUUGCGACGUGGGGUACAGGAAGGUCACAGACCAUCGGUCCAAAUGCCCUCAUCGCUGUACCUUUUGUUUAGGACAUCACCCUAAUUGUCCCGAUGAAGGGAUCGAGAUUAAAUGUCGGGAAUGCCAAGGAAUGUUUAAGAACAGGACCUGCUACGAAAAUCAUUUAAGACCUCAUAGUAAGAAAAACACCACUACUGUCUGCAAUUUAAUGGGGCUAUGCGAGAAGUGUCAGUCCUGGAUACCUAAGAAUUUAUUACCUCAUCACAAAUGCGGAGAUCAGAAACAGUGUAAGAUCUGUAAGAAAAUCGUCGAUACCGAUCAUCGGUGCUACGUACAACUGAAGCCCAAGAAGAAGAAGAAGAAGGGAGAAGACACCUUAGAGUUUUACAUUUAUUUCGAUUUCGAAUGCACUCAGGAAUCGGGCAUUCACGUUCCUAAUCUAUGUACUAAGAAUUCCACUUUAGUACACGACGAGGCCAUCGUCAUCGCCCAUAACUUCAAAGGAUACGACGGACAAUUCAUUUUGAAUCACCUGGUGCAUUCCUCUUGCCUGAAACCUAACGUGAUCAUGAACGGCAGUAAGAUCUUGUACAUGGAAAUAUCUGGACUCAAAUUCAUCGACUCGUAUAGUUUCUUAACUUUUCCUUUGGCCAAGAUGCCCUCCGCUUUCGGAUUCAGCGAAUUGAAGAAAGGUUAUUUCCCUCACUUUUUUAAUACGGAACAGAACCAGAAUUACGUGGGACCUUAUCCACCGACAGCUUUCUACAAACCGGACGAAAUGUCUACCAGCGGACGACAAGCUUUUUUCCAAUGGUACGACCAACAGAGGGGAAAAGUGUUUGAUUUCCAGAAAGAGUUUGUAGGGUAUUGUAUCUCGGACGUCGACAUUCUACGACGAUGCUGUGCACAAUUUAGAAGCACCCUCAAGAGGUUGGUCAACGUGGACCCUUUCCAGGAAUCCAUCACGUUUGCCAGUGCUGCUAACUUAGCCUACCGUCGAAAUUUCAUGCCUAAAGACACCAUUGCCAUCAUUCCGAACCUCGGGUAUGAACCGGCACGACAAUAUUCGGCCAAAGCCUGUCGGUGGCUCACCUGGAUGAGUCAUCAGAGUGGAUGUCACAUACGACAUGCCAGAAACGGAGGCGAAGUCCCGAUCGGAAAUUAUACCGUCGACGGAUACCAGGAAGCGACUCGUACCGUCUACGAAUUUUACGGGUGUUAUUGGCACGGAUGCCCCACUUGCUAUCCCAGUUUACAGACGGAAACUCAUCCUCACCGGACCCAAUUUACUUACCAACAAUUACACGAGAAAACUCUCAGAAGGACUGCGGAUUUAGAGGAUAUGGGGUACAACGUGUGUAGUAUCUGGGAGCACGAUUUCGAUCAGCAAGUGCAACAAGAUGAGAGUUUACAGCAAUUUGUACGAGAUCUGGACAUUCCGGAUCCUUUGAAACCUCGAGAAGGUCUGUACGGAGGCCGGACCAAUGCCACUAAAUUAUAUUGUGAAGAAGGGGACAUGAGAUACGUGGACGUCUGUUCCUUAUACCCUUACGUGUUGAAACACAGACCCUUUCCCCUAGGGUAUCCCGAGAUCAUCACAGACGACUUCCAGGACGUGAGAAAUUAUUUCGGUCUCAUUCACUGUCGGGUCUUACCACCCCGAGGUCUCUUUCACCCCGUAUUACCUUAUAGGACGGGAGGCAAGUUAUUAUUUCCCUUAUGUCGCACGUGUGCCGAACAACAAGACUCUACUUCUCAACAUCCAUGUCAACACACCGACCGGGAACGUAGUCUCACGGGUACUUGGGUGACGAGCGAAUUACAUAAAGCCCUAGACAUGGGCUAUACCUUAGAGCAAAUUUACGAAGUGUGGCAUUUUAAACAAAGCAGUCAAGACUUAUUUAAAGAGUACAUCAAUACCUUCCUCAAGAUCAAACAGGAAGCGUCCGGAUUUCCCCCCGACUGUAAGACCUCAGAACAAGAACAAGAUUACAUUCGACAAAUCUUCGACAAAGAAGGAUUCAUGAUGGAUAGGAUCAGUAUCGAGAAGAAUCCAGUGAGAAGAACCAUUGCUAAACUCUUUUUAAAUUGUCUGUGGGGAAAAUUUGCUCAACGAUUGUUAUUACCCAAAGUCAGAUACUUGGACGAAACAGAGGAAUUACACCAACUCUUACAAAAUUCGACUCUCGACAUCAAGGGCAUGCGACUCUUAGUCAAUAAAGAAGAUUCCAAUGAAGACAAGAUUCUAGUGAAUUUUCAAGACAAAGAGGAAUUCGUCGAAGAAUGUCCCUUUGGAAACGUGAUCCUGGCUUGUUUUACCACCGCCUAUGCCCGCUUACAUCUCUACGAGACUUUACAACCUUUAGAAGAACGGGGCCUUUAUUUCGAUACGGACAGUAUCAUUUACCAACAUAUAGAAGGAGCUUUAAUGGACCGACGAAUUAGACGGGGAUCUCAUCACUAA